AUGCGGGCAGCUGCGUCAGACAGCCGCUCCAGGCGUCCUUACCGCAAACAGGGCUGGGUGAGCGAAUCUUCGUCAGUUGGUGGGGAGAUGGAAGACCAGACGGAGGACGAGGCCCGAGCUCUGUCCCGGCGGCGGUUGAGCCUGAGAAUGUUCUGCAUGCUCGUCCUGGUGGCGAUUCCUGUGGUGGGGAUGGUCGUCCAGAGCACCCUCAACCUCCGGGAUGCCAAGCAGCAGAGAGACACCGGGGAGGCGGUCUCUACUGACAUCUUCCUGAGCACGCAGCAGGGGAAGGUGGUGGUGAACGUGGCGGUGGAGAGAGGCACCACGGCGCUGUACGUGGGCUCGGGCGGCGAUCCGCUGGUGUAUGAACGGUUUCCAAAGCUGUAUGGGAACACUGACGCGGCCAUGGCGGCGCUCCGGCAGUACCUGUGGCCGCAGAUGCCUGACUAUCCAUGGGAGUUCCAGAGUCUGGGCAACCUGCGCUCCUACAUCCGGGCACACAGAGCCAGUCUCUCCGUCAAUCACACGUCGUUAGAGGAACAGCUCAAGUUUUACACGGACAUCAACGCGUUCUUCAUCUCACGUCUGGGUAUGACUGUGCGACAAGCCGACACCACCCAGGUCUGGACCAACGUGGUGGCGUACCACAUGAUCGUGAUGAGCGAGGAGUACACGGGUCUGGAGAGGGCACUCGGGAGUGUCUUCUACGCAAGAGGAGGUCUGACUGACGACGACAGUAUGUACUACAACAAGGUCAGGUACUUCGGACAGACAUGUCUGGACCUGGCGUUGAGCUACGCGGUCGACGUCGCCGCCAUCUUCGGCAACGAAUACGUCAACACGACCUUGGAGAAGGGCAUCCUGAAGAUGCGGCGGGAGAUCCACACCAAUGACGCCGCCAGAGCCCGCAACGUGCACAUGGGGCUGCACUGGUUCGACAACAUGACGUCUUACAUCAGCAUUCUUCGGCGACUUGACGAACACCUGUCCAAGAAGAUCAUGAACAAGAUGGAGAACAGGGUCCAAGAACUCGACGUGCAACUGAGUUUCUACAUCGUGACCUUGAUCUUGGUGAUUGUCGUGAGUCCCCUCAUCACAUACGGGGUUCACAAGAUGGCGUCCGACACCCAGGCGAUCGCCUGUCGGCUGCAGAAGGUGGAGCUGGAACGGCACAAGGCUGACGGAAUCCUGUACCAGAUCUUCCCGAAAAGCGUCGCUGAAUGCAUGAAGAAAAACAACGCGGUGUCAGCACGGCAUUUCAAACAAGCUACAGUCAUGUUCUCGGAUGUGGUCGGCUUUGCUGACAUCUCGGCCGUUCUGUCCGCCCACCGGCUGGUGGACCUGCUGAACCGGCUGUACCACACACUGGACUCCGCCAUCGACCUGUACGAUGUCAACAAAGUGGAGAGCACAGGUAACGCUUAG
Molecule: messenger RNA, 1425 nt
Organism: Branchiostoma belcheri (Belcher's lancelet)
Lineage: Eukaryota; Metazoa; Chordata; Leptocardii; Amphioxiformes; Branchiostomatidae
Exons: 5
Coding region: 1-1425 (474 amino acids)
Biological process (GO): intracellular signal transduction; receptor guanylyl cyclase signaling pathway; cGMP biosynthetic process
Molecular function (GO): guanylate cyclase activity; peptide receptor activity
Source: RefSeq, a predicted model, not a curated record